CAAAACAAAGCGUGGACCCGCCGGCCGCACGGAAGUGGUUUUGUGUCGGUGGUUACCCACAACUGUCAGAAAUGAGGGCUGCUAUACAUACAAAAUUCAGCUAGCUCUGUUGAAAGUGUUUUUAUUUUAUUUAUUAUUUAUCCACAGUGUGUGAUUAUUUGUCUGUUUGUAUUGUUUAUCAUAUAUAUCGGCUGAAGCACAGCUAGCCUGUUAUCUAGCAGCCAUGCCGCCCUACUCUGAACUGAGGAAAACCAACCACUUCUACUACUUCAUCAAGUUUACCUUAAAUAUCUAUUCAAUGCUCUUCUCGCUGAUGGGACUCUGUGUACUGUGUGUUGGGGUGUACGCUGAGGUGGAGAGGCAGAAGAAUCGAACCCUUGAGGGCCUCUUUCUGGCUCCUGCUGUGGUGCUCAUCCUGCUGGGCCUGGUGAUGUUUACAGUGUCGUUGGUGGGGAUGGUUGGAUCUCUGCGGGACAACAAGACCCUGCUGCACAUGUUCCUCUGUGUUCUCUGUGUCCUGCUGCUCCUCCAGGCCAUCGCCCUCACCACAGCUCUCAUCUUUGAAAAGAAGACGUCUGCCUUGUUUCAGAGCAGCAUAAAAGAAGGAAUCAAACACUACUACGACGACCUGGACUUUAAGAACAUCCUGGACUACGUGCAACAAAAGUUUUCAUGUUGUGGAGGAGACGAGUACAAGGACUGGGAGGUCAAUCAGUAUCAUUUCUGCAAUGGUACCGGUCCACUAGCCUGCGGGGUACCGUACACCUGUUGUGUUCGCCGUAAGGUGGGAGAGGUCAUCAACACUCUGUGUGGUUACAAUACUCUGAGUCAGCAGCGUGAAACUCUGCACGAGCUCAUCCAUGUGCGAGGCUGCAUCCACGCCGUCAACCUCUGGAUGAGCGACAACAUCGGGAUAACAGUCGCUCUGUGCUGCGCCAUCGGGCUGCCUCAGCUGCUGGGAAUCAUCCUGAGCUGCGUCUUCUGGAAUCUUCUGGUGGACAUGAGCGAGUCGGCUGACAUGGUGGACUUCAAGCUGAAGAAACUGGAGGUGAACUACAGCGAGCUGGACUUGGCCGGGGCCGGCUGGUGCAUGUGUCUGCCGAGGGAUGGCGGCUACUUGCCGGUCCCCGCCGCCGAGCCGGACCUCGACCCCAUUGACAUUCACCUACAGAAGCUGAAAAAGCAGCCGACUCGCACGCACGCUCAGCUCCGGGAAAUGCAGCAGUCGCGCUCAGCCACCGGGCUGGACGAGGUAGAUGUGGGACGCAAACUGAAAAGGGAACACUAAGCAGUCUUUUGGCACGUUCUUGCCUUUGGGUUUUUGCCUUUUUUUUCAUCGUAAUGAAGUUUUGAGUUGUGGUGCAUUAUAUUAUGGUUGCACAUGUAAGUAAUUGGAACAAAAGACAUCCGGUCUACUGAGGACUUCAGAGUUAUUUGGCACUUGGGGCCAGAUGUGCAACAUGUGUAACACUGGACUUUCUAAAAAGAAUCGUGUCUUGUUUGUGAUGGUGGAUAUUCUACGAUUAAUGGCAUUAAAUCACAUUUUAUUUAUUUAUUUUUUAGCCUAUGAAAUUUAGAAGAGUCUCAUGUGCUAAAGCUUACCUCAGGCUGUUUUGAAAACAGCCCAGUAGUCCGAGCACAGUACUGUGUGGUGUAUAAAGUAAUGGUAGCUUGAUGACGUUUAAAGUGUCUGAGAAAUAGGAUUAGCCGAGUUUGUCUUGAGUGUAGCAUCUGUGUCAGAUGUGUACAAUUUGUGCUUUUUUUUUUUUUUUUUACUGAUUUGAUUUUGUGCAACCGGUGUACAUUGUAAGACUGAUAGUUGUUGAUAACAAGGGAUGCAUGUUUUGUA
This is a messenger RNA of Labrus mixtus (cuckoo wrasse), 1849 nucleotides long. RefSeq lists its product as uncharacterized. The transcript is spliced from 8 exons. Lineage: Eukaryota; Metazoa; Chordata; Actinopteri; Labriformes; Labridae. Gene Ontology annotation, cellular component: membrane. Bases 224 to 1288 code for a protein of 354 amino acids. The record is from RefSeq and is a predicted model, not a curated record.